Molecule: messenger RNA, 1093 nt
Organism: Penicilliopsis zonata CBS 506.65
Lineage: Eukaryota; Fungi; Ascomycota; Eurotiomycetes; Eurotiales; Aspergillaceae
Exons: 3
Coding region: 88-957 (289 amino acids)
Molecular function (GO): catalytic activity
Source: RefSeq, a predicted model, not a curated record
AUAAAGUAUAGAGUCCCAGUCCUGCCUUCCGCAGUCAUUGACACAUAAUUUCUCGUUGCAUACCAAGCAAAAUACAAGCUUAUCAGGAUGCCUGUCUUUUCACGUCUUGUUCGAUUCCUAGCAAAGGAUGGCCAUAUAUACUAUGGGGAUGCCAUUCUUCCCGCAGGUAUCAGUGAUAUUUCCAAAGCCAGCCGGGCACAUGUGAUUCAAGGCGACAUCUUCGGCCGGCACGACGUAACUAGCCAGGUUGCCGAAGUGAAGAUGCUGCUUGCACCAUUGGCGAGGAGAGAUAUCCGAACCGUGCGGUGCCUGGGUUUGAAUUACGAACAGCACGCGAAGGAAUCUAAUCUCCCCAUCCCGAAAUUUCCAGUGCUUUUUUACAAGCCAGUCACAUCCAUCACGGGGCCCCUUGAUGAAAUUCCCGUGGCACCGAUUGCACAAGAAGGCGAGGGUCUAGACUAUGAAUGUGAGCUGGUUGUUGUCAUCGGAAAAGAGGCAAGAGACGUCCCCGAAAGCCAAGCAUUAGAUUAUGUUCUCGGAUACGCAGUGGGCAACGACGUAUCACAUCGUGACUGGCAAUUAAAACGUGGUGGUGGACAAUGGGGACUGGGCAAAGGCUUCGAUGGUUGGGCGCCUUUUGGGCCCGGGAUCGUUUCGUCGAACCUCAUCCAUAACCCAAACUCAUUGAAUAUCUCUACGAAAUUGAACGGGAAGAUUGUUCAGUCGUCUUCGACCAGGGACAUGAUCUUUGGCGUUGCCAAAACCAUCUCCUUCUUAUCCCAGGGUACCACCCUACUUCCUGGUGAUUUAAUAUUUACCGGAACACCGCAAGGUGUUGGAAUGGGCCGCCAGCCUGCUCUGUGGCUAAGGGAAGGUGAUCAGGUUGAAGUAUCCUUGGAGGGUGUCGGGUCCUGCGUUAAUAAGGUCACUUUCGAGAAGCCCUCUUCCAAGCUUUGAGGAUUGUAUGGCCAAUAGCACAAAUGGUCAGUCAGGUCUAUUAGAAUCCUCACAAUACAACCAUCAUCAGACCAGCAAUAUUAUCAAUAGCGUUAGAUAACGGCUCAAUGGUGUCAUCAUUAUAUUUCAAAAUGAU